Molecule: messenger RNA, 2934 nt
Organism: Neocloeon triangulifer
Lineage: Eukaryota; Metazoa; Arthropoda; Insecta; Ephemeroptera; Baetidae
Product: glycogen phosphorylase
Exons: 9
Coding region: 111-2657 (848 amino acids)
Biological process (GO): glycogen catabolic process
Cellular component (GO): cytoplasm
Molecular function (GO): glycogen phosphorylase activity; pyridoxal phosphate binding
Source: RefSeq, a predicted model, not a curated record
CUGCUGGCAGCAUCUGUUUUGACCUUGAGCAAGGUGACCCCGGGUCAGAGCCAGCGCGAGUCGAGCGGCUUGAGACGAAAACAGUGACAGUCAGAGACGGCCGGUGCAAGAUGUCGGUGCCGCAGUCGGACAUCGAGAAGAGGAAGCAGAUCAGCGUCCGGGGCAUCGCCCAGGUCGAGAACGUGACCAACGUGAAGAAGACCUUCAACCGUCACCUGCACUACACCCUGGUCAAGGACCGAAAUGUCGCCACCCCCAGGGACUACUACUUCGCCCUCGCGCACACCGUCAAGGACCACCUCACCUCCAGGUGGAUCCGCACCCAGCAGUACUACUACGAAAAGGACCCGAAGAGGGUUUACUACCUGUCUCUGGAGUACUACAUGGGCCGAUCACUCCAAAAUACUAUGAUCAACCUGGGUAUCCAAGGUGCCUGUGAUGAAGCAAUGUACCAGCUGGGUCUGGACAUUGAAGAGUUAGAAGAGCUGGAGGAAGAUGCUGGUCUUGGAAACGGCGGUCUCGGCCGCUUGGCCGCCUGUUUCCUCGACUCGAUGGCCACGCUCGGCCUGGCCGCCUACGGCUACGGCAUACGCUACGAGUACGGCAUUUUCGCGCAGAAAAUCAAGAACGGCGAGCAGACCGAGGAACCUGACGACUGGCUUCGUUUCGGCAACCCUUGGGAAAAAGCACGUCCCGAGUACAUGUUGCCCGUCAACUUCUAUGGCCACGUCGAGGACACUCCUCAGGGAAAAAAGUGGGUCAACACCCAGGUGGUCUUUGCAUUGCCCUACGAUAAUCCCAUUCCUGGCUACGGAAACAAUGUGGUCAACACUCUGCGUCUUUGGUCGGCCAAGUCACCUGUCGAGUUCAACCUUAAAUUCUUCAACGAUGGCGACUACAUUCAGGCUGUGAUUGACAGGAACAUUGCAGAAAAUAUUUCUCGUGUCCUGUACCCGAAUGAUAACUUUUUUGAAGGCAAGGAACUCCGCCUGAAGCAGGAAUACUUCAUGGUCGCAGCAACCUUGCAGGAUAUUAUUCGGCGAUACAAGUCGUCCAAGUUUGGCUCUCGGGAAGCGGUCCGUACCGACUUUGAGUCUUUCCCAGAAAAAGUGGCCAUUCAGCUGAACGAUACUCACCCCUCGCUGGCUGUGCCAGAGUUGAUGCGAAUCUUGGUCGACGUCGAGGGUCUGUCCUGGGACAAGGCGUGGGAACUGACGAAACGCUCCUGCGCCUACACCAACCACACGGUGCUGCCUGAGGCGCUCGAGCGCUGGCCCUGCAGCAUGCUGGAGCACAUUUUGCCCAGACACAUGCAGAUCAUCUACCACAUCAACUACCUCUUCCUGCAGGAGGUGCAACAGAAAUACCCCGGAGACCUGGACAGGCUGGGCCGCAUGUCCUUGAUUGAGGAGCACGGCGAGAAAAGGGUCAACAUGGCCCACCUUUGCAUCGUCGGCUCGCACGCUGUCAACGGAGUCGCAGCCAUUCACUCUCAAAUUCUUAAGGACAGCGUGUUCAGGGACUUCUACGAAAUGGAGCCUGAAAAAUUCCAAAACAAGACCAACGGAAUCACUCCUAGGCGCUGGUUGUUGCUGUGCAACCCAGCUCUGUCUGAUAUUAUUUGCGAGAAAAUUGGUGAAACUUGGACUGUCCACUUGGAAGAGCUGCAACAGCUGAAACAGUGGGCUGAGGACGCAGGAUUCCAGAGAGCCGUCCAGAAGGCCAAGCAGGAGAACAAGAUGAAGCUGUCCGAGUUGCUGCACAAAGAGUAUGGCGUGGAAAUCAACCCCUCAUCCAUCUUCGACAUUCAGGUCAAGCGAAUCCACGAGUACAAGAGGCAGCUGCUGAACUGCCUGCACAUCAUCACCAUGUACAAUAGGAUCAAGAAGAAUCCCAACGCACCAUUUGUGCCUCGCACCGUCAUGGUCGGAGGAAAGGCCGCCCCUGGCUACUACAUGGCUAAGAACAUCAUCCGACUCAUCUGCGCCGUUGGCAACGUCAUCAACAACGACCCAAUCGUAGGUGACAAGCUUAAGGUUAUCUACCUGGAGAACUACCGCGUGACCCUGGCUGAAAAAAUCAUGCCCGCUGCCGAUCUUAGCGAGCAGAUUUCCACUGCAGGCACCGAAGCUUCUGGCACCGGCAACAUGAAGUUCCAGCUGAACGGCGCCCUCACCAUCGGCACCCUGGACGGCGCCAACAUCGAAAUGGCUGAGGAGAUGGGCCGCGAAAAUAUUUUCAUCUUCGGCAUGGACGUCAAAGAGGUCGAUGCCCUGCACCAGAAGGGAUACAAUGCUCAUGAUUACUACAACCGCCUUCCUGAGCUCAAGCAGUGCAUCGAUCAGAUCCAAAACGGCUUCUUUAGCGCAGGCAACCCUGACACCUUCAAGGACUUGGUCAACGCCCUUUUGUAUCACGACAGGUUCCUUCUUCUUGCCGAUUACGAGUCGUACAUUGCAUGCCAGGACAAGGUGAGCCAGACGUACAACGACCAGCAGCAGUGGACCAAGAUGGCCAUCCACAAUAUUGCCAGCUCGGGCAAAUUCUCCAGCGAUCGCACCAUUGCCGAGUACGCUCGUGAGAUCUGGGGCGUUGAACCCUCUUGGGAAAAGCUGCCUGCACCUCAUGAGCCCCGCGACGAUGAAGCGGCCAAGUAAAGUUAAUAGAUGCUGUAAAAUCUCACUCACAAGAUCAUGAUAAAAAUAUACCAAAAUCAUUUUUCUUAUUUUGAGAUGCCAUACUCUGUCUUGUUGAUGUUGCUGUUUUGCAUUUCACAGUUUAUUAAAAAGAAUAAUACGAAGUAAAUUGUUGUGUAACUAAAGUAGGUCACAUGCUCGUCUUGUUUUAUGUUAGAGGAAAGACGGGGGAUGUGUUUUGUUGAUUAUGUGCCAUGAUGUCCAAAUCAAAAGAGUAAUAAAAUCUACACCAAAUUGA